Xiphophorus hellerii (green swordtail) is the source of this 742-nucleotide messenger RNA. Its product is annotated as probable tRNA N6-adenosine threonylcarbamoyltransferase, mitochondrial. NCBI's taxonomy places the organism in Eukaryota, Metazoa, Chordata, Actinopteri, Cyprinodontiformes, Poeciliidae. The record is from RefSeq and is a predicted model, not a curated record. Bases 1 to 570 code for a protein of 189 amino acids. The transcript has 3 exons. Gene Ontology annotation, cellular component: mitochondrion.
AUGCACAGCACCAUACUUCUGGGACAAGAUGCCCCGGCUACACUUAUAAACACAAACUUCAGCGUGUCGUGGUUCUGUUGCUGUGGUUCUGAACCGACCAUCAGCUGUUUGGCCCCACAGGUGGCGCGCCGUCUGUCCCUCAGGAAACUGCCGCGCUGCGCCACGCUGAGCGGCGGCCAGGCCAUCGAGCUGCUGGCGCAGGACGGUGACAGGAAGAGGUUCCGCUUCAGGACGCCGAUGGGACAAACGCCCGACUGCUGCUUCUCCUUCGCCGGGCUGCGGAACCAGGUCACCUUGCUGAUCCAGAAGCAGGAAGUCGAGGAAGGCGUAGAGGAAGGAACGGUGCUGUCGUGUGUGAACGACAUCGCCGCCGCCACGCAGCACACCGUGGCCUCACACCUGGCGAAGAGGACGCACCGGGCCGUCCUGUUCUGCAGAGCCAACCGACUGCUGCCGUCACAAAACCCGACGCUGGUGAGAAACCGUCCACUGGAUCCGAUUGUUUCUAUUCCAUCACAUUCAGUUCAGUUAGCCGCCAACCAGAGCAUCAAGAUCAUCAAAAGUUUCUGAGGAAGCCAGCUGGGCUUCCAGUCUUUGACACGCAGCGAUCACUCCUCCUGACCAGCAGGGGGCGACAGCAGAGAGAGAAACUUCCCUUUAACAGGAAGAAUCCUCCAGCAGAACCAGAACCACCACCGGCUCAGUCCAGCAGCCAUCAAUACCUGCGUUUCCAUUCACCGUA